This is a messenger RNA of Phytophthora sojae, 1507 nucleotides long. RefSeq lists its product as hypothetical. The transcript is spliced from 3 exons. The record is from RefSeq and is a predicted model, not a curated record. Gene Ontology annotation, molecular function: uracil DNA N-glycosylase activity. The coding region runs from base 1 to 1404 and encodes 467 amino acids. Gene Ontology annotation, biological process: base-excision repair, AP site formation via deaminated base removal; base-excision repair. Gene Ontology annotation, cellular component: nucleus; mitochondrion. NCBI's taxonomy places the organism in Eukaryota, Oomycota, Peronosporomycetes, Peronosporales, Peronosporaceae.
AUGACCGGUGUGGCAGGCUCGGGUUUGGAAACCCUCUCGCGUACCGCUGGCACAGUGCUGGACAACGUUGAGGUCUUGCGGGUGGCCCUAGCUAACGGCGCCACCGUGGCCACCGGCGUCAAGCAGAACGAGGACCGUGCGCGGCGCCGCCAGCUCCAUGACCGGGGUGCUGAGCUUCAAGGUCAAGACGAUCUAGCCUCCUUCGAAGCGCGUACCAUCGCUUUCAACUCGAGCAUCAAACCGACUCAGGAGGACAACGCCAACGCCUUCCUCGGUACACAGAAGUGGGCUCAAAGUGGAAACAACAACGACCUGAUCUUCAUCCGCUUCAGCCUCAAGCAGGCCAAGACCGUACUUAGCUCGCUCAUGAACAACCUGUCGACCUUGAUGGUGCUCAGCACGACCGACAACGAUUUCUGGACGUCCGAGUCCAUCUCGACCCCCGGCCUCGUGGAGAAGGCCAUUGUUGACAUGGGUGGCGCCACGCGCGACAUCCGCUCGUUUUUCGGCCAGGCGCCGGCCAAGAAGCGCCGCACGACGCAGCAGGGAUCCCCGGGCAAGAUCGAGGCGACCGAAAUCGCCACCGAGGUCUCCCAAGUCGAGGCAAGCGAGGCGGCCGUCGAGGCGCAGGACGACGAGGAGCAGGCCAAAGCGCAGGACGAUGAACAGGGCGAGACGCUGCCCGUGACAAGCUUCGUGGAUCUCCAGAAGACUUCGCAGCUGCGCUCGCUGCUGCAUGCAACGUGGUUCGACGUGUUGCAGAAGGAGUUCUCGCGCGGCUCCUUCCAGGCGCUGACGCGGUUCCUGGAGGGCGAGGAAGGCCGCAAGAAGACCAUCUACCCGCCGCCGGCCGACGUAUUCGCGGCGCUGCGAGACUGCGCUUUCUCCGACCUCAAGGUGGUGAUUCUGGGCCAGGACCCGUACCACGGACCGCAACAGGCACACGGCCUGAGCUUCUCGGUGCGCCACGGAAUCCCACCGCCACCGAGCCUCAAGAACAUUUUCAAGGAGGCCAUGAACGACGUGGGCAUCGCGCGCCCUACACACGGCUGUUUGUCUUGCUGGAGCAAGCAGGGCGUGUUGCUGCUCAACACUGUGCUUACGGUGCGUCGAGGAGAGGCGAACUCGCACAAGAAGCGCGGCUGGGAGCAGUUCACUGACGCCGUCAUCUCCAAGGUCAGCAAGGAAGCCUCCAACGUCGUCUUCUUGCUGUGGGGAAAACCGGCGCAGGAGAAGGGCGCGCUCAUCGACACAAAGCGGCACCUGGUGGUGCGCUCCUCGCACCCGUCACCACUGGGCGCCACCAAGACCAACGCGCCGUUCCUGGGCUCCAAAUGUUUCUCGCGUGCCAACAGCUACCUCAAAGAGCAUGGCAAGGAGCCCAUUGACUGGAGUGUGGAGUAAGCCCGAUGGCUGGGCGGGGCGAGCUGUCUUGCUCGCCGUGUGUAUGCUUCGAUUGCUAGCUUGUUAGUUACUUACCACUACCUAAUACAAAACCUGACGUAUC